AUGGCUUCGUACGAGACACCGAGUGUGGACGUCAAUGCCAAUGGUUGGGGCCCCACGGCUCUGCCGGAGCAGUUCCUCAACGUCCCCUAUGCGCCCUUCAACAAGGGCGACAAGCUGGGCAAAGCCGCCGACUUCGUGUCCAACUACGCGCCGCGCGGAUCCCGAUACACUCGUGACCCAUCGGGGGUGAACGCCGAGUUCCAAUACAAGCAUGACUCGAAGGAGGACGCCACGUUCCAACUGGUCGACACUUCCAAGGGCACGCGUCCCAAGACAGAGGACCGUCUGCGUCCCACAUGGAACCAGCAGCGCUUCGGAGGUCGCGGUGGACGCGGCGGACGUGGUGGACGCGGUUCGUACAAUGACAAACCUGACCCGAACGGCCCCACCACGUCGUCUGCGCAGCUGCGUAUGAAGGGUAUGCAGAAGCAGAAUAAGCGCUGGGACCGCCUGAGCAACGCACGUCGCGCUGUUACCUUCCGUCGCCGCGACGAAGUGCACGUCGACCGUGCUGCGUCUGUUAAGGUGCAGGCGAGCUGGAACCUCGUGGACCAGUUCGAGAUGCAGCAACUUACCAAGCUGCAGGCUAAUAUUCCCAAAUCUGAGGACCUGAAAUGGUGCGGCGAGCUGCGUGAGUUCGACGCCUCUUUCGACCGUAUCACAAGCCGCUCCAACACGCGCUUGCACCGCUACGACGACCGCGACUUCUACUACGUCACCACGACCGAUGAUCCUGUUAUCGAGGACCUCGCCCAACAGGGAGAAGCCACAGUGUUCGCUACAGACGCCAUCUUGGCGCACCUUAUGGCCUGCACACGCUCGGUCUUUCCUUGGGAUAUUGUGGCUCAGCGCGUGAACAACAUGGUGUUCUUCGACAAGCGCGACGAGUCCAACUUCGACCUGCUUACAGUCAAUGAGAACGCCUCUGACCCGCCCAACCAGGACGACCCGGAGCACAUGAACCACCCGGACCGUCUCAGUCUCGAAGCUACGAUGAUCAACCAGAAUCUGUCACAGCAGGUGCUCAAGUCUGGCAACGGAGCUUUCCACAAGAAGCUCGACGAACCCAACCCGUUCGCCAGUGAAGACGCCCAGCCUGCUAGUGGCGCCUACCGCUACCGAAAGUUCGAUCUUGGAGGAGGACUCAAUUUGGUGGCACGUUGUGAGGUGCAGGGUGUGGCACUCAAAAAGGGCAAGCAGCAGUACGUGUCUACAUUCGCACUUAACGAGUACGACCCCAAGUUCCCUGGAUCUAUCGAGUGGCGCAAGAAAAUCGACUCCCAGGUGCGUCGCCCCGACAUUUUGUCGAAUUGUGUAUAUGUAUGUGUCUAUAUCUGUAUUAUGGUAUGA
This is a messenger RNA of Phytophthora infestans T30-4, 1350 nucleotides long. Its product is annotated as eukaryotic translation initiation factor 3, putative. NCBI's taxonomy places the organism in Eukaryota, Oomycota, Peronosporomycetes, Peronosporales, Peronosporaceae. Gene Ontology annotation, biological process: translational initiation. The record is from RefSeq and is a predicted model, not a curated record. Bases 1 to 1350 code for a protein of 449 amino acids. Gene Ontology annotation, cellular component: eukaryotic translation initiation factor 3 complex; cytoplasm. The transcript has 2 exons. Gene Ontology annotation, molecular function: translation initiation factor activity.